AUGAAGCCGCCAGAAACGAUCCCCGAGGAGGUGGAGGAGGACGACACGCCCGAGGACGACGUCGAAGACGACCCCGUCGAGCUGCUCGCCGACGAGCGGGAGCGAGAACGCGUCCGACCGCGCCGCGUGCUGGACCGCCUCAAGCUCGCAACAGCAGACAAGGAAUACGACGGGGCGGUCGGCGCGCUGCUCGACGGCCUCGAGGGCAAGCUCGCGGCUGAGAAGGCGCGGUUCCGGCGCGCACGCGCGGCGCAAGUGCUCGCCCGGAGGGCAGAGUACGAGGCGGCGCUGGGCGCAGUGCUCGCGGCCGAGCAGGCACAGUACAGCUCCGCGCUACGCAACAUCGACGCGGCGCUAGGCGACACGCCUGAGCCUGAUGCGAGCCUGAAGCUCCGCCGCGUCGUCGAGGGAGGGCUGCACCUCGUUGCCGUGCGGCACGAGUGCGCCGCCGCCAGGGUGCAGUACCAGGCGCUGCUGGAGCUCGACUUUGCGCUCGCUGCCGAGGCGCAUGUGCGCGCCGUUGGCCGGCUCAAGAAGGAGUAUGACGACCAUGUGCGCGCCCUUGGGCGCGGGUACGCGCGCGCCACGGCCGGCUUGAGCGUGCGGAGGGGCAGCGUGGGGGAGGGCGGGGUGCGGCGGUCCAGCUGGGGAUAG
Molecule: messenger RNA, 654 nt
Organism: Vanrija pseudolonga
Lineage: Eukaryota; Fungi; Basidiomycota; Tremellomycetes; Trichosporonales; Trichosporonaceae
Exons: 2
Coding region: 1-654 (217 amino acids)
Source: RefSeq, a predicted model, not a curated record